AUGCCUUCAACCACCAGACCCAAGCUGCCGCAGCUGGCCACGCCCGUCACCGGCACCUUUCCCUCAGAAGCCGUAUUCUCCGUCACCACGCCCAUGUCUGCCAGGCCCAUGUCCUGCGUAGACCUCCCCACCAAGACGCCUAUCAGUCCGCCCACAGCGUACAUGGAUUUCCUCAAGUCCAUGUCUGGCACCUCACCCGGUGCUCAGAGAGAUACUUCUGAGGAGGAGACGGCCACAACCGAGUCUUUGCCCUCUACCGCCACGAGCGAGGCGACCGAUUGCUCGUGCAAGUGCGAACACCAACACAAGGUUCCCGCCAGCGCGCCAGCUAUCCCUCCCAGCCCUUUCACACGGCUGCCCAUGUCCGCACCACCAAACGGCGAUGCAUCCUUCCCCAGCCUGAAAAUACCGCCCUCACCAGCCUUUUCCCACGUUGACUCUCCCAUGAGCGCUACCCCCAUGACGGCGAGGUCACCGUUCAGCGCACGCUCCGUCCACUCUGUCUUUGACUGGGACGCCGCUCUCAAGGCGAGAUUCGCCGAGAAGAGGAAGCCUACGCGGACGAGCGUCAGGCACAUUCGCGAAGUCGUCACAAGGACAGUCACCUACAACCCUACUCCCAAGAUGAACCCUGCGCCCAAAGGCAAGAGGCGCAAGGUCGAACACACACCAGCGUAA
Molecule: messenger RNA, 678 nt
Organism: Verticillium dahliae VdLs.17
Lineage: Eukaryota; Fungi; Ascomycota; Sordariomycetes; Glomerellales; Plectosphaerellaceae
Exons: 1
Coding region: 1-678 (225 amino acids)
Source: RefSeq, a predicted model, not a curated record